AGCGUCUCAAGCAGCGGGGGACUCCCCGAGAGCUAUGAAGCAGGGACAGAGGCAGAGCGAGCUCCUUCAGGCAGGGCUGCGAGCUGAGCUCGCACAAACAGCUCCCCGGUGGACUCGCCCCACGUUCCUGCCCUACCCCGUCCCUUCGCUGGGCUCCGAGGGGGAAGAAGAGGAGCUGCGAGCCCGCCGGCCAUGAGCCACCUCUACGGCAGCCACCUCUCCCCCCUGGGCAGCCCGUCCAUGGUUUACCUGCCCGCCGCGCUCGGCUUCGCCCCCGGGGGGGCGAUGUCCCGGCAGGACCCCCCUCAGAAACCCCCGUACAGCUACAUCGCCCUCAUCGCCAUGGCCAUCAAAGAGGCUCCGGAGCAGAAGGUGACCCUGAGCGGCAUCUACCAGUUCAUCAUGGACCGCUUCCCCUUCUACCACGACAACAAGCAGGGCUGGCAGAACAGCAUCCGCCACAACCUCUCGCUCAACGACUGCUUCGUCAAGGUGCCCCGCGAGAAGGGCCGGCCCGGCAAGGGCAGCUACUGGACCCUGGACCCGCGCUGCCUGGACAUGUUCGAGAACGGCAACUACCGCCGCAGGAAGAGGAAGCCCAAAGCCGCGAGCCCUCCGGACGCCAAGGGCGCCGAGCAGCCCGGCCCGGCCGAGCCCAAGCGGGCCAAGCCGGGCGAGCCGCGCCCGGCCGGGGCCACCGCGGCUCCUCCCGGGGGGCUGCCCCCGCUGCCCCCCGCUGCCGCCCCGCCGCACAAGAGCGGCAGCGGAUCCCGGGGCCGCAGCUUCAGCAUCGAGAGCAUCCUGGCGCAGGGGCUGCGGCCGCCCGGGGCAGCCCCCAAGGAGAGCCCCCCCGGCCCGCUGGUGGCCGGCGGCGGAGUCGGGCCGGCCCUCAACGCGUCCCUCAUGCUCGACUCCCAGGUGCACGGGAGGCUUUACCACAUCGGCAUCCCCUUCCUCUCCUGCUUCCCGCUGCACUUCUCCGAGGCGGUGUUUAAUUUCCAGUAGCUGUCCCCGCAAUUAACGCUCCCCACGCCCCCGAGCGCUGCUCCGGGGUGGGGUGGGGGGGAGAGAUCGGACUCAGAGCUCACCACGCGGGUAAAGAGCUAAAAAUCCCCCUCCCGAAGCGAUGUUUUAAAGGUGACUCAGGAUUUCAGGGCAUUUUCAAGGCGCGUCUUGCUGCGGAUUCUCUUUGGCGGGUGCCUCGCACCCCCUGCCCGAGCGACUGUGGAAGGUAAAAGCGAUUUUGCGUUCCCGAGGGCGGUGGAGGUGCAGGCAGCACCGGGACAAUGCCCACGCCGGCCCCAAGCCCCGUGGGGUUUGCUCUGCACCUUCAGUCCUUGCAUCCCUCAGGUUCCUCAGAGCAGGUUUCCCUCGAGCCCUUCAGGUCUCUGUUUCCUUCUUUUAUUUUUCCUUUGAAAGCCAAGCCCCAUCCCGGGGGGAGGAGGCUGAGUUUUGUUUUGCCAUCAGUACCCGCAGGUAUUAAUAAUAUCCAUAAUUUUGCCAUGAAUACUCACAGGCACAUAACAAUUCCUGACAUUCCCCACUGGCCCAGUACUCCCAGUGGGUGACUGGAGCUGAGCUCGUGGCAGACCAAGCAAUCCAGGCUCACCCUGGAUAUUCCUGCUUGCUUUGACAGCAUGGUGUGGAACUGGUUUCGUGUUCAGCACUGCUGCUUUGGAGUAUCCCCACAGGGUUUUUGCUCAUGGAUGGGGCCAAAAAAAGGGGAUGGAUGAGCAAACACGGAUAUUUGUCUUGUUCCAUCUCUUACU
Molecule: messenger RNA, 1769 nt
Organism: Passer montanus (Eurasian tree sparrow)
Lineage: Eukaryota; Metazoa; Chordata; Aves; Passeriformes; Passeridae
Gene: FOXL1
Product: forkhead box L1
Exons: 2
Coding region: 193-1005 (270 amino acids)
Biological process (GO): regulation of transcription by RNA polymerase II; anatomical structure morphogenesis; cell differentiation
Molecular function (GO): RNA polymerase II cis-regulatory region sequence-specific DNA binding; DNA-binding transcription factor activity, RNA polymerase II-specific
Source: RefSeq, a predicted model, not a curated record